GUCUGACGUAUUGUAUGUUGCAGGCAUCGAUGGACCUGCCCCCCGACAAGGCCAAAUUGCUGAAGCAAUAUGAUGAAGUGAAGAAGUGGGAUAUGAUCUGUGACCAGGAGCGGGUGAGCGCCAAGGACCCUCCAUCACACUACCUCAACAAGCUCAAGACCUACCUCGACCCCAAAGCCUCAAGGUCUAGCAGGAAGAGAAAGAUGGUAGGAGAAUCCACUUCUACUCAAGUUUUAAGAGACUUGGAAAUCUCUCUCAGAACAAACCACAUUGAAUGGGUGCGGGAGUUUCUAAACGACGAGAAUCGAGGACUAGAUGUUUUAGUUGAUUAUCUCACCUUCAGGCUCAUGAUGCUGCGGUAUGUGACUGUCCAUCCUCCUGGGAGUAGUGCUCUUUACCCCACGUUUUGUUUCUUCUAGAUGUUACGUACAUAC
Molecule: messenger RNA, 434 nt
Organism: Cherax quadricarinatus
Lineage: Eukaryota; Metazoa; Arthropoda; Malacostraca; Decapoda; Parastacidae
Source: RefSeq, a predicted model, not a curated record